Oppiella nova is the source of this 1731-nucleotide messenger RNA. The record is from the annotation of a GenBank genome assembly. Lineage: Eukaryota; Metazoa; Arthropoda; Arachnida; Sarcoptiformes; Oppiidae.
AUGGGUCCGGCGCCGGCUUUAAAAGCCCACCUCCCGGUUCUCCUCCUGAAUCCUGGGCUCAUGCAAGUAGUCCUCCCCAUCGCCCGUAAUGUCGGAGACUUCGAAGUUCUUGGUCUGAGCCACAGAUGUGCUCCGGGAGUGCCUCCGGACCCUGUCGUUGAUCGACUCCGUCAGGAGUGUCUCAUUAGGGGUUGGGGUCUGUUUGUCGUGUUCGGCCUCCCGGUCUACAUCUUUCAGUAUAGCCAUGAAGUCGAUUCCCUGGGACUGGAGCUCGUCAAUUCGGAUUUUGUCCGACAAGUACUCCACUAUACAUCUGAUGGAAAGGCAGAGGUGUCGACAGCACUCAACGGGUCGUCCAUUAUGGAGUACUUGUCGGACAAAAUCCGAAUUCUAGUCACACAUCAAAUCCAAUUCAUACGAAAAGCCACACAAAUACUGGUCUUAAGCUCAGAGGGCCGGUGCCUGGGGUUGGGCUCAUACGACGAGCUCCAGUCCCAGGGAAUCGACUUCAUGGCUAUACUGAAAGAUGUGGAUCGGGAGGCCGAACACGACAAACAGGAACGGGAGCUCAUGAGGCCGUUCUCCAAUAAUAGUUACGAUGCGAAACAGACCCCAACACCUAAUGAGACACUCCUGACGGAUUCGACCGACGACGGGGUCCGGAGGCACUCCCGGAGCACAUCUGUGGCUCAGACCAAGAACUUCGAAGUCUCCGACAUUACGGGCGAUGAGGAGGACUACUCGCAUGAGCCCAGGGUUCAGGAGGAGAACCGAGAGGUGGGCUCUAUCGGGGGGCACGUCUACUAUGAAUACUUUAAAGCCGGCGCCGGACCCAUACUGUUCACGAUUACCCUGUUCUCGACAUUCAUAUCUCACACUUUAUUGACUGAUAAAAAUCAAAAGGCUAAUGUAAUUGACCAUGAUACACGAAAUUAUUACGUCUACAUCUAUUCGGGACUAAUUGGGGCUCUGUUUGUGACGGCCCUAAUGCGGUCGACCACGUGGUUCAUGAUGUGUAUGCGGGCGUCCGUUAAUCUACACAACAGUAUAUUCACGCGUCUAUUACGGGCACCGAUAGCCGUGUUCGACAACAACCCCGUCGGUCAAAUGCUAAACAGAUUCUCGAAAGACAUGGGGAUUGUCGACGAAAUGCUUCCCACCACUGGUUUUGACUUCAAUUUUUCGCUGUUUGAAACGAUUGGUAUUAUAAUAACGGUGGCCACUGUCAAUUCGCUGUUUGAAACAAUUGGUAUUAUAAUAACGGUGGCCACUGUCAAUGUUUAUCUAAUCAUCCCGGGUAUUUUCUUAAUUAUACUUAUGGUGAUUGUGAGGGGCAUAUACAUGAAAUCGGCCAGGGAUAUUAAACGUUUUGAGGGGAUAACGAGAAGUCCAGUGUUUACUCACGUGAGCACAACCCUCAAUGGGUUGGACAGUGUGCGGGCCUAUGGGGCACAGGAGGCCUUUGAGCACCAGUACUAUAUCUACCAAAAUGACCACACUGCCACCUGGUUCCUAUUUGCCUGUGCAUCCCGAACCCUGAGCCUCAUUACGGACUGGAUAUGUGUGGCAUAUUUAGUGGCCAUAGCCGUCGUGAUGAUGGUAUUCCCCGAACAGAUUGGAAACGGCGGUAGUGCCGGACUGGCCCUCUCGACAGCCCUAAUGAUGACCGGAGAGACUCAAUGGGGAGUCAAACAGUCGACUGAAUUUGAAAGUCAGAUGACUUCAGUCGAG